Messenger RNA from Halichondria panicea, 1613 nucleotides. RefSeq names its product cell division cycle protein 20 homolog. Bases 110 to 1480 code for a protein of 456 amino acids. Gene Ontology annotation, molecular function: ubiquitin ligase activator activity; protein binding; anaphase-promoting complex binding. The record is from RefSeq and is a predicted model, not a curated record. Lineage: Eukaryota; Metazoa; Porifera; Demospongiae; Suberitida; Halichondriidae. The transcript has 5 exons. Gene Ontology annotation, biological process: positive regulation of anaphase-promoting complex-dependent catabolic process; positive regulation of ubiquitin protein ligase activity; anaphase-promoting complex-dependent catabolic process. Gene Ontology annotation, cellular component: anaphase-promoting complex.
UUCUAAUUGAUGCCCACCUCAGCACCUCGGGGUACAAAGCAAACGAUCAAAGCGAUCACACCAACUACACAAUUACACAAGACAAGCUAAGACACAGAGACUCUACAAGAUGACAGCCAUGACUCCUACUCGCUUCGAGCUCAGGACAACUCCCACACGCACUCCUUGUUUGACUGGAGGCAGAUAUACCCGACACAAGACCCCAUCUCAGAGGAGCACCCCAGGCGAUCGCUUCAUCCCCAGCAGAGCCUCCACUGACCUCCAGUUUGCUCGGUUCAAGAUGAGCAAUCGUUUGACAGAUGAGAACAGUCCACCAGACAAGCAGAUGCUUGACCAACUGCUGGGGUUGCAAGGCUUGAGCUCCUCCAGUAAAACCUUGGGCUUUAGCAGCACUCCUCAGCAAGGACGUCAACAGAAACAAUAUUGGCAGCAGUACACACCCAAGCGUCGAGUGUCCACCAAGAAAUCCAGACCUCGCAAGCUACCCAAGAGCGCUGAUCGUGUUCUGGAUGCCCCCAACUUACUCAAUGACUUCUACUUGAAUGUACUCGAUUGGAGCAGUACUGGAGUAUUGGCCGUGGCAUUGCGUGAUACUGUCUACCUCCUCAACAAAGCUAGUGGAGCCAUCGACCAGUUGAGUGUGUCCUCAAGUGAAUACGUCUCCUCUUUGGCCUGGAACAAGACGGGCAAAUAUCUUGCCCUUGGUACCAGCAAUGCAGAGAUACAGCUGUGGGACGUGGCUGCCUCUAAGAUGGUGAGGGGGGUCAAGAACCACACCUCUCGAAUUAACAGUCUGGCCUGGAACACAACCAAAGGCCUCCUGUCCAGUGGCUCUCAAAAAGGCCUCGUACAGAACAUGGACCCUCGACUGGCCCAGAGUCUUGUCUCAUCCACUCAGGCCCACUCUCUGGAUGUGUGUGGGCUAACGUGGGGCUCGGGGGGACGACUGUUGGCUAGCGGAGGCAAUGACAAUCUAGUCAAGAUCUGGGACAUGUACAACAAGGACCCUUGGACCCAACCAACCCACUCCCUCAAGCAACACUCAGCUGCAGUCAAGGCACUGAGCUGGUGUCCGUGGGACUCUAGUACCCUCGCUACCGGAGGGGGCUCGGCUGACAAGACUAUCUGUGUCUGGAACGCUUGUACUGGUGAACUCAAGAGCUCACGUGAGACGGGGGCACAAGUCAGUGGACUAAUAUGGGCACCACAACACAAGGAGAUCCUCUCGGCACACGGGAAUCCAACCAAUGAGCUUGCAGUUUGGUCAUGUGACCCUUCUUCGUUUGAGCUGACAUGUACUGGUCAUCUGAGUGGGCACGAAGACAGAGUGUUACAUAUGGUAGCAUCUCCAGGAGGGGAGACCGUCGUGAGUGCCGGGGCUGACGAGACUCUGAGGUUCUGGAAGAUCUUUACCAACAACAAAGCCAAAGCCAUCUCGAGCAAAACAGACUCUCUAGCUCUCACUAACUUUAUUAGGUAGCGUUUUAUACCUGAUCAUUCCAUAAUUAUUAUCUUAAUUUGUAUUAAUUGAUUCUUUUAUAAUUAUUAUAUUUCUUGUGUUUGUUUAUCAAGAUUGGAAUUGCUGAAAAAAUAUCUUAUUUUCCGAUAAUAAA